Eutrema salsugineum is the source of this 1862-nucleotide messenger RNA. Its product is annotated as plant UBX domain-containing protein 11. Lineage: Eukaryota; Viridiplantae; Streptophyta; Magnoliopsida; Brassicales; Brassicaceae. Bases 112 to 1713 code for a protein of 533 amino acids. Gene Ontology annotation, molecular function: protein binding. The transcript is spliced from 10 exons. The record is from RefSeq and is a predicted model, not a curated record.
GUUGUGUUGCGAAUUUUCUCUUGCUUACAGUGGGGGUAGUUCGGAUUUCAUUCGAGCAGGUGAUUUGUGUAUCUUCUUCGGUUUCUGGGUUGAUCAUAUCUAGAUUGAUAGAUGGAAGCUCUGUCAUCUCUUACAUUCAAGGGUUCUAUUCCAGAAGCCAUAUUUGAGGCCAAAGGGCAGAAGAAGCUUUUCGUUGUCUACAUCUCUGGAGAUGAUGAGGAGUCAGAUAAGUUGAACAAAUUGACAUGGGCUGAGGCAUCGGUGGCAGAGUCGCUGUCCAAGUAUUGCAUUUUAUUGCAUAUCCAAGCUGCAAGUGUUGAUGCCACAAACUUCUCUGCAAUAUACCCAUAUUCAUCUGUUCCUUGUAUAGCUGCCAUUGGAUUCAGUGGUACACAAGUUUGGAAAAAUGAAGGAUUUAUUGCUGCUGAAGACCUCGCAUCCAGUUUAGAAAAGGCGUGGGUGGGACUUCAUAUCCAGGAAACAACUGCAAGUAUCCUUUCAGCAGCACUUGCAUCACAGAACUCAGAGCAACCUGAUUCUAGUGCUUCUAAUGUUGUCUUGCCUUCUGAAGGCGGUUCUUUAGAUGCAGCGGUUGCAUCUCCAUCAGCGGCCUCUAGUGUUCAACCCUCAGAGAGAAAGUCAACGGAGACAUCCGCAUCAACAAAAGAAAACAAUGAUGGCACAGCUGUAGUUAAGGGAAACAAAUCUGCUGAACCCACUAUUUCGUGUGAUAAUGACGGUAAUCAGCCAGCAUCUUCUGUUGAAGACACUAAGGGCACUGUUGAACGUGGAGAGACUUCUUCACAUGUUCAGGCAGAAAAGGAACCAAUUCGUCCUGCAGCUUCAAGACCAAAUGAUAAUACAUCCAGCGUUCGAUCUUCUACCGAUAGAAAAAGGAAACAGGAAAGUGGUUCAGGUGUUAUUGGAAGGGACACUAAUUUAGCAAAAUCUGUUGGUACAAAAGAGGCCAUAAAGCCAAAGGAUGAAGGAGGAGAGGAAGAUGACGGAGAAAGUUACAAAAAAUCAUCUGAUGUUCAUUUAAACAUUCGGCUGCCUGAUGGUAGUAGCCUUCAGGAGAAGUUUUCUGUGACAAGUAUAUUGAGGAUGGUCAAGGACUAUGUGAACAGUAACCAAACAAUCGGACUUGGUGCUUAUGAUCUUGCGAUCCCUUAUCCCCGUAAGGUGUAUAGUGACCAAGAUCUUGAGAAGUCUCUAUCCGAGUUGGGUUUGUUCGGUAGACAAGCACUUGUAGUGGUUCCGCGUAGAAGAGCAACCGUUUAUCAAAGAGGGCCAUCUUACUCGGAGUCUAACAACAACACAGACCCUGAAAACCUUAACAAUGGUGGUUACUUUGCUUAUGUUAGAAGACUGAUGUCUUAUGCAAACCCAUUUUCAUAUUUUGGCGGCGGUAAUGCAAAUGCAUCAAACUCUGGUCCAGAACCUCGAAGGAGUAUGGGGGAGUACGUACCAGUUGCGUCGAAUACGGAGCUGAGGAACAAUCCAGCGCAAAUGGGCUCCACGUUUCAUGAUCCAUCAGAAGGUAGGGGCAACGUUAGGAACAGGAGACCAACCACAUCUAGGACUGGAAGUAACAUUCAUACGCUGAAACACGAUGAAGAAGACGCUCCGUUUGGUGAUGGAAAUGCCUUUUGGAACGGAAACUCCACACAGUAUGGCGGUGGAAGCGGCGGAGACAGUAAUGAUAGGCGAUGAAAAUGAGAGAAGCUAAAAUCUGUUUGAAAGUAGUAGCAGAAACAUUACAUGUUUUUCUAUCAAUUGUUUCCUUAUCUUUUGCUCGUAUACAAUUUAAAACCUAAAAGCUGAAUAAUCUAAGAUAAUUAAAAGUGUUAUAACACAUAUCA